This is a messenger RNA of Chlamydomonas reinhardtii, 3589 nucleotides long. RefSeq lists its product as uncharacterized. Lineage: Eukaryota; Viridiplantae; Chlorophyta; Chlorophyceae; Chlamydomonadales; Chlamydomonadaceae. The transcript is spliced from 9 exons. Bases 604 to 1917 code for a protein of 437 amino acids. The record is from RefSeq and is a predicted model, not a curated record.
UACAGUAAGCAAAGGCAUUGGCACAGGCGAGCAUCGGUGACACCGGUGCAAUCGGUCGCCCACCACCAAGUGUUUGCCCCUUGCCUCGUUUGACCGCUAUCCUCUUGAAAACAUAAACAUGACUGACGAACUCAUGAAUCACUCAUGAUACGUCUGCCAACGGGCCUUGUUCCGUUGGUGGCGGCCUGGGGCCUUCAGAGCGCGCUUCACAGCGGGCUUGUAUGGCUCCAGGCCGACCAACCCACCUCAGCGCUUACUGCGCACGUAGUGCUGUCAAUGUUAACAUAAGUGUUAGUGCUGGCGGCUCUGGCAACGGUUCACCUGAGCUUUGCUCCUCGCGCUAUCAGCCAAAGUUCACAAACGGAAGAGCUACAAAUCUUCAUUAGGCUUCCUUCAGGGCAACUCGUCACGUUCGUGGGACCUGUCGAUGCCACUGUGGGCUCUGUCUUCGACUUUAUCGCUUCCACGACCCUCUUCCAUCUAGAUAACAGCCGGAUAUGGCGCUUGGUCGCGCGCGGCGGCGACACGCUGCUGGAGCGUUCGACCGUGCUGGCACGUCGUGGCCUGGCGUCCGGUUCCGAGCUGCAAGUGCUCGCACGGCUAAUGGGUGGCACUCCAAAGAGAAGGCCAUCAGCACCCUCAGACAACUGGCUCAGCCUCCACCGCUUCACCCGCUUCCAAAACCACUUCGGAGACCCCGUCUACACGUGCACCAACCCUGGAUGCGGCCUAGGAGACGCUGACGUUCCUGAGGGAGGGAGGGAUUCGCCUGCGGGUUCUGUUAGUGAGAGCGACAGCAUGGACACUAGCGGUAGCGGCACCGACAGAGGUAGCGGCACCGACAGCGGUAGCGGCACCGGCAGCGGUAGUGGCACCGGUAGCGGCACCGACGGCGGCAGCGGCGGGAAUGUUGGCAAUGGCAGUGACAGGAGUGGUGGUGGCUACAGUAAUAGCGGCAGCGCCCGGGUUGACAGCGACUACCUAUACUCCGAUGAGGAAGAGGAAGAUGCUGCUGACGCUGAACCGGGUCAUUUCCUGGCGGCAGCUCUACACCGCGUUGUGGCUUCUCUCGACCAGGACGACCCUGCCAACAUCAACACCAUUGAGCUGCUGAAUGCUAUUCUGCAGCAAUUCGGGCACCUGGCGCCUGUUGAAGGCGACGGUAUUGCUGAUGACCAAGCCGGUGCGGUUGCCAACGACCUUGCGGCGCAGGGCAUGGUCAUGCAACCCACCAACAUCUCCGAACUACAGCAUGGUGCGCGGUCUGUGCAGCACUUCAAGGGCAUCAUGUCAGAGCCGCUGUGGAGAACAGGCACUCAAUCUGCACCUAUCACUGUGGGGCAGUUUGCUUACGCUUGGAUGAAGAGGUUCUACGACUUCGGUGUCGAGAAUGUCGUGCGCGGCAUGUUCAUGGACCCACGGUUCUGCAUGUUUCGCGGCACAGGGCGCGACAACAACCCUGAUGACUUCUACGGCUCGCGGUACGCACAAGACAUCAAUGCCAAGACUUCCGGCGAGUUCAUCGAGCCUGACAGCUCCGCUUACGACCUGGGAUUUGACUUCGGCGAGGUCUUCUCGUUCAAGAAGUACAGCUGCGGGAUGCUGUUCAUUCGGUGCGCGGACCUGCCAGUGACUCACCGCAGCAAGCGCCGCCACUGCUUCCCCCUGAUCAUCACGCCCGGACAUUCGGAGCCUGACUCAAUGGAAGUCUACUUGCGCCCAACACUGACAGCAUUCAAGGCCUUCGGGCCUGGCACCGAGGGUAUGACCGUGGUGGACGCUGCUUCGGGCCGGACCUUUGGGCACAAGAUGUUUCUGGGCGGUAUCUUUGCUGAUACGCCUGCUAACCGGACGUUGAGUCUUUGGCUCUCCCAUGCGGCCAAGAACGCAUAUGCCAGAGACUGCACUAUGCGGUGACAGCAGGAUCCGGAUCUCUCAUGCGCACCACAUGGAUCGGGCACAGGUUGUGGAAAGUAAUCAUGACUUGGCAUCAGCGCUGGGUUGCCAUGGCAUUUCCUGCAUAGCGAAGGAGCUGUCGUACAUAGACAUGAAUAACGUGUGGGUUGUGCCCAUAGCGCAUGCAGCUCUGUUCGGUGUCAUCAAGAAGUUCUGGCACUUUGUGCUGGGCGAGUCCGUCAAGAAGGCUGAGAGUGACUUUGUGUUAAGUAUAGAGGCUCGUCGCAGAAUGACUGCACGUGCAUCCCAUUUCAUCAUUACUAAUGACUUUAACCGACCCUACCGUGACAUUGUCCCCUGCUCGUACUGGACCAUGGAAGAACUGGACCAUGGACGGACUGCUUCUCCCUAUACGUCCUGCACUCGCACGGAGGGGAUCCUAAUAAAGUUGUGAUGCCGGUAGUUACACGGAAAGAUGAUGCAGGGCUGGAUCGUGAGUUUGACCUGGGGAGAAUGUGGGAGAUGUUGCGCACGGCCAUGCUGCAUUAUCUGCGGUAUGACCAAUUCUCGGAGGCUGCGUGUGACAGUGCAGCAGUAACCUUCAAACAGUUCUGCUGUGACUCGGAGCUCGUGUUUGGCAUGAAGUUUGCUACCUACAACAUGCAUCUACUGGCAUGUAGGCUACGCGAGCAGGAGCGUGCACGUGGGCACGUGGCGUUUGCAACUGAGUUCUGGGUCGAGCGCGGUGUGCAGCAGGUCAAAAGUGGGGUCAAGUUCCGCACAACCAGGUGUCCAGAGCAAAUUAUUGUGAGUGGGUUCCUUGCAAGUGCCCGGCUCGCUGAGAUGCGAGCUGAGCGUGGCAGGGGAGGUGGCACCGCGGAUGGUGGUGCAGCGGGGCCAGCCGGGGUAGAGGCCGGCCAUGCACUGGCUGCGGGUGGGAGCCAGUACAAGUCAUUUGAUGAGUGGGUGCCAAAUUACCGUGCAGCACACGUCACAUUGACGGGGGAUGUUUGCGCGGAUGUAGAGGAUGGUGAGGGUUCCCAGCUGCUUGGGCGCGGAUAUGUGGCGGGUCCGACCGAGCGGACAGUUGUCUUCGAAGCAUUCAUGAAGGCUUUUAGUAAAGAGGACUUCGAGACACGUUCAGGUGUGGUGGAGGGUGACUUGCAGAACGCAAGUGUUAUUAUAUUCAAACGUGCACUUGUACGACGUGACCAGGUUUUACUAUCUACAAAGUAUAACUUGACCACUGCACGUGAGUCAUUUUAUGUGAAGACUAAGUAUGCGCCAUCCCUUGACACCCCAGAGGACGAUCAGGACGUGUCUGUGUAUGUUGGAGAGGUUGCAUUCUAUGCUCGUGUGCAAACCGUGCGUGGGGUUGUAUGCCGUGUGGCGAUUUGCGAAUUGCAUAAGGUGGAGGUGGUACGGCCGCAGUCGUUGUACUAUGCUGCAGACUUUAGUCGCCGCAAGGCAACCCCCAACCAAGAACGCCAGCAGACGUUCCUGAACUCGUUCCCCGUGCUAUUGCAAGCCAUUGACUCGAAGGUGAUGCGCUGCAAGCUCGACGAGAAUAAAAGUUACUUCAUUACGUACCACUUGUUUUCUCAGUUGCCAACCAAUGAUGGUGAUUGGCAAGGAGCAGUGCAAGUUGGGUAGCCGCUCACGCGGCUGAUGCAGUCUGUAACAUGAUGAUGUC